Molecule: messenger RNA, 2181 nt
Organism: Misgurnus anguillicaudatus (oriental weatherfish)
Lineage: Eukaryota; Metazoa; Chordata; Actinopteri; Cypriniformes; Cobitidae
Source: RefSeq, a predicted model, not a curated record
UGACGUCAGCGACCAAACAACAACAACACAGACAGCAGCUGGCGGCAGUGCGCGUGAGGAGCGGGGACCGGGCUCCCGAUUGUCUGCUAUGGCUCAUCGGGGUGGAUACAACAGCGCGGAUGUGUCAGAGGUGGAGCCGGUUAAAAGCGCAGAGCUGAACUCAGGUGAAGAGAUGGCAGAGACGAGAAAAGAGCAGACCACCAUCAGCGUCCCACGCCCUGCAGGGACAUUUCAUCCAUUCUAUAAUGUAUCAAAGCUGAUCAACUGGAAAAGACCAUUAUGGACUUCCGCUUUCUUCGCUAUUACAAAUAUUGUCUUCUGGCUGGUGUCCCUCAGUCCAUGUAGAGUAUUCAGCAUCAUCUCCUUGUGUCUGGCUGUCAUAUUGGUGAUACAGAUAAUGCGAGAUGUGGCUCUUUCUAGAUCAAAAGGAGCUGCUUUAUGGAGGAGUAUGACAAGCAGUUGGGAGGUCAUAGACUCUGCCCAGGAGGACAAGUCUGGAUCAGGAUCUCCGUUCACAGACCCCUGGACAAGCUUCAAGCUGUUCAUUGAAGAGACUUCCUCUUUUAAACAGCAGAAUCCAGGCAAGUUCUGUCUGCUGGUAUGCAGUAUGUGUUCCUUUCUGGCCUUACUCGGGCGUUACAUUCCAGGGGUUGUUAUUUCAUACAUCUUAGUACUAGGAAUUUUUCUCUGGCCCUUGGUGUCAUCACAUGAGUUUGGAUUGUGGAUGAAACCAGUUCUGCAGAAACUGGACUUCGGAGUGGGCGACUUUCUUCAGAAAAUCAAGGAGAACCAUGAGAAAAGGAUACUUCAGUCACAAGCCGAGAGAGAGAGCAUUGAAGCUGAUCUGUCCUCACUUUUCCCCAAGGUGGACUCCACCGUGUGCAGGGAGCUGUCGAUAUCAGACACAGAGGUCUCUGAAGUGACAUGGACAGACAAUGGUACCUUUAAUCUUUCAGAGGGGAACACACCUCAAACAGAAAACUCAGAGGACUCAGACCGGAGAAGCGAUGAAGAGGUCUUCACCGGUGGUCUACCAAAGUUUCCUUCCCUAGACAAUGUCUUGGGAACAAAUGGGGAUGAUGAUGAAGACAGCAUUGGAAUGCCCACCACACCUGCCCAUCCCAGCCGGUUUGGGUCCACACAAUCAGAAGAAGAACCUACAGUUCAGGCCCUGGACGUUGUGCAGAGGUUAGCUGGGGACGUGAUAACAGCAGCAGUCACCGCGGCCAUGCAGGAACGCCUGGAGGCCAUGGUACCGCCGGCGCUGGUCCAGGCACUCGCUGAGGAAUCAGACAGUGAGGCGGAGGACUUUGAGCUGUUGGACCAAUCAGAGCUGGAACAGCUGGAGGGAGAGCUGAGCCUGGACAGAGCCAACCGCACAGAUCCAUCUAAACCUAGCAAACCGGGCUUUCUCUCGCAACUGCUGGGACGACCCUGAUGUUAUUUUGAGGGAUUCCGCCUCCCUCUGUGAUGGGAUGUGGGUGGGAUGGUUUACAGGGAAAGGUCCAGGGUUGUGUAGGUAUCCCAUUGUUUUAACUUUAAUGGUGUGAUUCGGUUCUUUAGCUAUACAAAUAAAUCCAUCUGUGGCUAAUUGUGGCUGGUUUUGGCACUGCUUUAUAUGAGUGGGUCAUUGUAAUUGUAUAUCACAUUCAAAUCAACCUACUGUAUAAGAUAUCAACCUGACAAUGACCAGAGGGUUAUGGACCAGAGAAAUGUCACUAGUUUAGCUGUUAAAACAGGUAGGACGCAGGAAAGGUGGAUGCAGGAUGCAUUUGUCUAUUCAACUUUUUGUCAUUUUCUCCUUUAAAAAAGCUUAAUGGCUGAGACAGAGACUCCUACUAAUAGACAAUCAGCAGUACUUUCACAGUGGUAGCACGUACAACAAAAACAAAACACCAUAUGUACUGUAGGACACAUGUAAAGAUGUGUUUUGAUUUGUUUUCUAGUUUGUUUGUUUUAUUUGUAUUUUUUCAUGAAGAAUUUUUGAAAAGCUAGUAAGUGUAAUCCUUUGCAUGUAUAGUUCUGUGUUUUAUUUUCAGACUUGUAUUGUUUGUAUUUGCACUUUUCUUCAGAGUGAUGCAACUAGGGCACUAGAGAAAACAGGCACUUAAGUUGAACAUUUAUAUAUAAUAUACCUUUUAAGCACAGUUUAUAUAUAAUAAAGAGUUAUAAUAAACCUGA